AUGUGGGCUGAAAUCAACAAUGAGCGGAAAAAGGUGGCAUGUGGCCCCUGUAUCCGAGGUCAUCGCUCAUCAAAGUGUGACCACCGUGAUCGAGUCUUGCUCGAGGUCAGAAAACCAGGCCGGCCGCUCAGCACUUGUCCACAUCCAACAGGGUCAUGUAGCUGUGAUCGUGUAGUUAUCAACUAUACAAUCCCCAAGACUUCGGAAUGUGCCUGUCCAUCAGGACGGAAACAGACUGUAGCUUCUGCUUCGGGAUCGAGUGCGCGGGUGCAGAAGAACAGGAGGCGAAAGUCUACGGUUACGAGUGCGCUUGCGUCAGUCUCAAUAGAGAAGGCCAUCAAAGCAAAUCAAGAAGCCGAGACUGACUCUUCAUCGUUCGUGACUAGUACACCCACCAACGCCUCCUUUGCGCCAUCAGAAAGAAGCAUCAGUAACGCGGCAUCGCCACCUUCAAGUGCUAGUUCCACACCGCGUCUCCAGCCGUCGCCAUCACGGAAAGAAAGCCACGGCUCAGAUAUACGACUUCCGGACGCGCCUGCAUCGUCAGAGUCACCCCAACAGGGUGGCGGUGGCUGUUGUAGUGGUACAGCGAACAAAAUACAAGAGGCCCCAAAACCGGCCAUAGAAAAGAAGUCAUGCUGCUCUGGAUCCACCCAACCAACGCAGCAAGAUGCCUUCAUCCAGCCCGUUGCUCAGCCAAAUUUCGGUCAGCAAUUCAACCAAUACCCUCAAUUCCCACACCAGGGCCAAUACCAGACGCCACCUUUCGGAGGCAUACAUCAAAGUUUUGGCUUUAACAUGUCCACAAACAUGGGGAUGCCAGUUCCUUAUGGGUUUAAUACGCCUAUUUACAACCACAUGGCAUUCCAGCAGCAUGCGCCGUCGAUGCCAAUGGCUCAAACAGUCGAGCACAAUUGCCAAUGUGGAGAUUCAUGUAGCUGUUUCGGCUGUGCAGCACACCCGCAUAAUGCGACAAUGACCGAGUAUCUUCGCACCAUGCAUCAGUAUAUGAAUACUGGAGGGUUUGGGUCGUUCCCAGCCCCAACCUACGAUCUCCCCACCUAUCCACACCAACCAGGUUUCGGCGCAGAAGCAAACCAGUCCAUGGCAUUCAACAGUACUCCACACCCCCAACCCUUCUCACCACUUCCGAGCGGACAUCUGCCUUUUGAUGGGAACAUUUCUUCCAUGAUGGGCGUACCGAACGCCCCCGUCGACUUGGCCAAUCCCUGGGCUCAACAAAGCAGCUCCACCCCACUCCAGACACCACCAGUUGCCGGCUCACAGUACGACAUGCAACCAAAGCCCCAAGAACCGUGCCCUCCGAUGAAGACCGAAGAUUCGACCUCAAGCCCGGCGUUCCUCGAUAGUCCCAGCGAGGGUAAGGAUGAAGAGACGCCAACACUUUCGCCAUCGUCAUACUUCUGGCAAGAGCUUGUCCUGCCCGGGUGCGACGAUGCAACAGGGACAUGCCAAUGUGGCGAUGGGUGCGAGUGCGUUGGCUGCUUGACACAUGGAGGACACAACGGGGUGCCGCUAGAAGACCCCAUUGCAACCACCGGCGCGGAAGACUUCUCAAACUUCCUCAUGUCAUAA
Molecule: messenger RNA, 1596 nt
Organism: Aaosphaeria arxii CBS 175.79
Lineage: Eukaryota; Fungi; Ascomycota; Dothideomycetes; Pleosporales
Exons: 4
Coding region: 1-1596 (531 amino acids)
Biological process (GO): intracellular iron ion homeostasis; intracellular copper ion homeostasis; positive regulation of transcription by RNA polymerase II
Cellular component (GO): nucleus
Molecular function (GO): copper ion binding; DNA-binding transcription factor activity, RNA polymerase II-specific; RNA polymerase II cis-regulatory region sequence-specific DNA binding
Source: RefSeq, a predicted model, not a curated record